Messenger RNA from Menidia menidia (Atlantic silverside), 832 nucleotides. Lineage: Eukaryota; Metazoa; Chordata; Actinopteri; Atheriniformes; Atherinopsidae. The record is from the annotation of a GenBank genome assembly.
GGAGGAUGGGGAAUCCAAAAAAGGGGUGACAGGUGGAAGGAGGGAGAGAGGUGGGAUGGGUGGAGUAAGAGAUGUAUUUAAGAAGCCGUCCUCCACGUCCUCCCUACCAGCUGAAAACUUCUCCUCUCUGCGUCUGACCAGCAGGAUAACACCCAGAAUGUCUUUGCCUAACUCAGAGAAUGCCUCCACCCUGGAGAACGCCAUGCAGCUUAUGAUCCAGACCUUCCAUAAAUACUCUGGAAACGAGGGGGACAAAUACACACUGAGCAGGGCUGAGCUCAAAGAGAUGCUCACUGCAGAGCUUGGCAACUAUCUGGGGAAUGCCCAAGACAAAGAGGCCGUGGAUAAGGUCAUGGGAGACCUAGAUUCUAACAACGAUGGAGAGGUAGAUUUCACAGAGUUCAUCAUCCUGGUUGGAGCUCUUACUGUGGCCUGUAAUGACUUCUUCCUGGAGUACAAGGACAAGCCGGAGAAGAAGUGAGCACUCCCCUCAGUCCAAAGAUAACCGCUCUGCAAAUUCACAUCCUCAUGCUCCACCGAGAGAUCACCCAAGGCAGGAGGGAACUCCAAUCUAGAAACAUCUUGUAAUGUGACCUUUGCAGGAAUUGUUGGGUGUUUGUGGAUUUGUCUGCAACGACCAGAUUAAACUGUUUUAUUGUUGCAAUAUGAGCUAUCAUUGUUGUGAAUGUCAGUAUCUCCCAUACUCUCUCCUUUCCAUGCAUUUUGUAACAACUUCAAGCUGAAGAAUUUCCACCCUGGAAAGAAUAAAUGUGAACUUUACUGAAACAAUGCAAAGAUGGCUGUGGCUGUGCUUUAUUUGAACAAAACACAA